AUGGCAAUAGCAGCUUUUGGUUUGAGAUACUUGCUGGAUGAUAUAGGCUGUAAGGUCCUUGUUUUUCUACAGAGGGUGGCCCGGGACUUUUCCAUCUGUACCACCACUCUCCUCACUGUGGUCCAGGCCAUCACCAUCAGUUCCAGAAGCUCUCUGUGCUGGAGAUUUAAGCCAAAGACACCAAGGAAAAUUCUUCCCCUGUUUCUCUUCUUUUGGAUCCUCACUUACUUGAAAAGCAUCAUCGUAUUUCGACACACCGCAAAUGUCAGAGAAAACACAUCAGAAGCUGCUAAAACUAACAAUUAUUGUUAUUUUCAACCAGAAAGUCAGAAAGCCAAAUGGGUAGCUCUUAUUCUAAUGGCCAUGCACAGUGCCAUGUUUCAGGGUGUCAUGGGCGGGGCCGGUGGCUACAUGCUAUUUCUUCUCCACAAGCAUCACCAACGUGUUCUCUACCUUCAGAGCUCUCACCUCCACAAAACUCUUCCUGAAAUGAGAGCUGCUCACAGUGUUCUCCUUCUGAUGUUCUGUUUUCUUUUCUUCUAUUGGACAGAUUGUGUUCUCUAUCUAUUUUUAAAUUCUGUCUUAGAAACUACUUCUGCAAUGUUAGACAUUCAAGGCAUUUUGACCAUUGGGUAUGCAUGUCUCAGUCCCUUUGUGCUGAUUCAGAGAGAUCGAGGUCUGACCUGUUGCAAUUUUCUUUCAGAAAGAAAGACAUUGAAAAUAUCAGUUGCAGUGAUUUGUCAGUGA
Molecule: messenger RNA, 747 nt
Organism: Dipodomys spectabilis (banner-tailed kangaroo rat)
Lineage: Eukaryota; Metazoa; Chordata; Mammalia; Rodentia; Heteromyidae
Product: vomeronasal type-1 receptor 4-like
Exons: 1
Coding region: 1-747 (248 amino acids)
Biological process (GO): G protein-coupled receptor signaling pathway
Cellular component (GO): membrane
Molecular function (GO): pheromone receptor activity
Source: RefSeq, a predicted model, not a curated record